AUGAGCCUUCUAGCAUACCUAUCAAGAAUAAAAGGGCAUCUUCUAUCGCAGAAGCUCCCUGGGACAUACAGGUCGGAGUCCAAUAGAAACUUUAUGGCCAUCCUUUUUAUCCUAGGCCUCAUAAACUUUACACUUGGCAUAAUGGCAACACUUGUAUAUAGUAGCCUAAUGGAAGUAACUAUUCCAUACACAAAUGAUAUGAGCACAGAUGUUUAUCUUCCUAAAGGAAGGACCUAUCUUUUUCUGGAAAUGAAGGAUUUCUAUCAGACCAACCUGAGGUAUAGUAAAAGCAUCAGCUAUGACCAGCUUAGAGGAGAGAGGCCAAAGAGUCUCAACUCAGCCAAGCCACUAUCCUACGAUGAUGGUAAGAUCAUAUAUCCAGCAGGAAUGCUCCCAAAUAGCUUUCCUCAUGACUCAUACAGGAUUGAUGGGGUCGAUAUUGAGACUGAAGGAAUUUCAUGGGAGUCAGAAAGAAAUGCAAUAAAGCCAUCAUCUUACACAAGAGAUGAAGUUGUUUCUCCUCCACUAUGGCCAGAUUAUGAUGAAAUUCCUAAUCUGAGCCUGGACGAGAGAUUCAUAAACUGGAUUUACAUAGCGCCAUUUCCCAGUUUUAGAAAGCUUUGGGGAGUGGUGGAUGUAGAGACAGAGGGAAUGUAUACAUUAAACAUUACUUCCAUGUUUCCAUAUGGAAAGAAAUACGUAUCAUUUGCACAGUCGUCGAUAAUAGGCCCGAAGAAUUACUUUCUAUCCAUUGGGUUGAUGCUUGUUGGGCUGGCGAUGAUCUUGCUUUCUCUUCAUAAUCACUGCUUGUAA
Molecule: messenger RNA, 813 nt
Organism: Encephalitozoon romaleae SJ-2008
Lineage: Eukaryota; Fungi; Microsporidia; Unikaryonidae
Product: Cdc50-like protein
Exons: 1
Coding region: 1-813 (270 amino acids)
Cellular component (GO): Golgi apparatus; plasma membrane; endoplasmic reticulum
Source: RefSeq, a predicted model, not a curated record